UAGUUCGAAAAUUUAAAUCAACAUGAAACUGCUGAUCGUCCUGAUUGCCUUAGUGGGGGCUGUUUUGGCCAGACCCCAAGGAGGAUUUGGACCUCAAGGAGGAUUAGGUGGACAUCACGGAGGAUUCGGCGGACAAGGAGGAUACGGCGCACAGGGAGGAUACGGCGGACAGGGUGGUCUUGGUGGACCCCGAGGAGGAUUUGGUGGACCUCAAGGAGGAUUCAAUGGACCUCAAGGAGGAUACGGCGAACAGGGAGGAUACGGCGGACACGGAGGGCACGGCGGUCAGGGAGGAUUCGGCGGACGCAACAGCGAAUUUGGUGGUGGUUUUAACGGACAGCAUCAUGGCCAUGGACAUCAUAAUCGUCACGGCUACUAAUUCCCCAAUUUGAUAGCAAUAUAUAUCAAAACAAUUCAAAACAAUAAUAAAGGAAUUACUUUUCCGCUAUUUAACUAAA
This is a messenger RNA of Drosophila subpulchrella, 458 nucleotides long. Its product is annotated as glycine-rich cell wall structural protein-like. The transcript has 2 exons. The record is from RefSeq and is a predicted model, not a curated record. NCBI's taxonomy places the organism in Eukaryota, Metazoa, Arthropoda, Insecta, Diptera, Drosophilidae. Bases 23 to 379 code for a protein of 118 amino acids.